AUGGUCAACCUAGUAGACUUGAUGACUGGGCCGCAGCUCUAUCGGAAGUUUCUCCAGGGAGAGCAUAAGUACACGAUUCCUGAGUACCUAGGCAAUACUACCAUGUCAUUCUGUAGAGGUCUUUUUUAUUUCUCAACCUCACUAGCCUUUGGUCCCGUCAUUGUGUGUUAUCUGUAUAAUCGGAAUUAUCUCCAACCUCAAACGAUACUAUUUAUUCUGAAGUAUGCAGGAUUGAUGGCAAUGUUCGGAUUGAUGGGAAGAUUUAUUGGAAGAUCUAUGGAUCCUCUGUACAAGGAGUUCAUUGGGAUUUAUGCAAAAGCUCGAGCAUCAGGCAAACCUGAAGACAAUGACGCUCUAAAACAGUUCGAUUUUGAGUUGUUUGGAGUGAAUGCUGAUUACACAGCCCUUCCGAACAAAGAUCUGUGGUAUAAUCAACCAAAUGAAACGAAUGCCAAUCCGUUCACGAAAAUAGCUUCCUUGUAUGCCAUCAAAUCUUUCGGACGGCACAUGCUCUAUCCGGGCUCGAUGGCUUUAUUGAAUUACUUGCUCCACAAUAAUCUUCAAUUAGCUCGUGGUUUAUUAGUAACCAGAAAGGGUGGUAAACGGGUCUGGAUCAGAAGCACUCAAGGCGAUCUGAUUGAUGCCAUGUACGUCUCUGCUCCGGAAUUUGUGCCUGACGAGAGAAAAGACACUUUGGUAAUCUGUUGUGAAGGAAACGCCGGCUUCUACGAGAUUGGAAUCGUGAGCACACCAGCUGAACUCGGAUAUCACGUCUUAGGUUGGAAUCAUCCCGGCUUUGGUGAAAGUUCUGGGCUUCCAUACCCAGAGAGAACAUUAGCUGCCGCUGAUAGUGUCAUGCAGUAUGCUAUAAAUGUGCUGAAGUUCAAAGAAGAAAACAUUGUAUUAUUCGGAUGGUCGAUUGGAGGAUAUCCUUCUUCUUGGUUGGCUGCGAAUUAUCCAAAAAUUAAAGGACUUGUUCUGGACGCAACUUUUGACGAUGUUCUGCCAUUAGCCAUCGCUCGCAUGCCUAAGUUUCUUUCUGGAGUUGUCGAAUAUGCUGUGAGAAAUCAUUUCAAUCUGGAAAUUCAUAGAAUUUUGGCCAAAUACAAAGGGCCUCUUCGGCUUAUUCGAAGACUACAAGAAGAAAUUUUAACGACUGAUGACACUGGAGGAGAAGAGGAGAAAAGAGCAUCCAAUAGAGCCAAUUUCCUCUUGAAAGAAGUUAUUAAAGUUCGUCAUCCAGACGUUAUUCAUAAUUUGGAACCACUGGUUGAUCGUUGGCUUGCGAUGUCACCAAACGAGAGAGCAAUGUCUGCCCACGAGUCAAUGAAUACUGGAAAUGGAGAAAUUCUUGCGAAACUCUUCCAAGUAUGUGAUCAUUACCUAGUCGACUUUGAUGCAACACACGUCACUCCUCUAGAUCCUGGAUAUUUCAACAUUCCAACGGAAUAUCGCGAAUAG
Messenger RNA from Auanema sp. JU1783, 1461 nucleotides. The record is from the annotation of a GenBank genome assembly. Lineage: Eukaryota; Metazoa; Nematoda; Chromadorea; Rhabditida; Rhabditidae.